Molecule: messenger RNA, 960 nt
Organism: Anopheles gambiae (African malaria mosquito)
Lineage: Eukaryota; Metazoa; Arthropoda; Insecta; Diptera; Culicidae
Exons: 3
Coding region: 1-519 (172 amino acids)
Source: RefSeq, a predicted model, not a curated record
AUGUGGUUUUCUUUCAACGUUCCUAUUCCACUGUUGAGCAUGCCGUUGCAAGAUGCCCAAAAGUGGCUGACAGUGGUGCUGACAGUUUCGAUUGUGACCGUGGCUACUCUGCCGGCGACACCGACAACCACACCAGAACCGGAACCAGAUCCGAGCCCGCAGUACGCAGGCACCGAACGAAGUAUGGUUGAGUCGGUUGGUGCGGUGCGUAAAUGCUCGGAAACGUCAACGCUGCUGUACGUGGAGACGGUAGUCGUGCUGAAGGACGACCUGACGAGCCUGAUCAAUGGAACAAUAGAGAUUUCGAUUGGCAAACCCGUCACGAUCGAGUGUGUGCGUAUCGUGGCCAAAACGGAACAUGAUCGGUCGGCACUGCAGGGGUACCGGUUCGUGAGCCCGACGGUAAUCGAAGUGAGCGUUGCCGAACUUCCGCCGUCACAGUCAACGGCGCUCGAGUACGCGGUGUACGUUUACGGGUCGAUCGGUCGGAAAAAGAAAACAUCUGGUAUAGCCCACUGAGCAUUUGUAGCGAUUUCAAAUUUGCAAGAGCCUUAGAAAACUGAACAAAUUAUUUUUUUUAUUUUUUUAGCCUAGAACAUUAUUGUUUUAAUUUGUUGCAAUUAAAAUUAUAUUUAACCCUAGACACACGCUGCAUUGCGUUAAAGGAUACGUAUAAUUAAAUGCAUUUUGUCGUGUCAGUUUACUGUGGCCUUCGUAAAAUAAAUAAAAAUAACUAUGCUUGUUUAUUGACGCAUGAUGGUUGAUGUUCUCGUAUUGUUAACAUUCAUUCAGUAGCUACAGGAAUCGUAUUGAGGUUGUUAAGUAUAUAAAUGGUGGACGCUGUACUAAAUCCAUUGGAAAUGGAAAUUAAAAUAUGUUAACGAGAAAAUAAUAAUAAAACAAGAAAUAUAGCCGUAUUUAACCGUUCUUCCGCUUAUAAAUAAAAAUUAUAAGAAUAAA